AGGUGAAAGAAACCGAAUGAAAGUUCGCUUUCCGCCACAUGUCCGCCAUAUCUACUACAUUUUCUUCUAAUACUGACGUUCAUUAUUAUUUCGUAUUAGAUAGAAGUGUUGUGUAAUAUUUUGUUGUUAAUUUAAUUAAUUUUUAGUUUAUAAUAGUCACGACCCUGGCUGCACGAAUUGAGGAUGGAGUCGCCGAGAAAAUUUAAUGACUGUUACUUUUAUUAUUAUUCUACUUGCACUAAGGGUGACAACUGUGUCUUUCGCCAUGAGCCUUCGGCCCUUGGCUGCGAAACAAUGUGCACAGCUUGGCAGCAGGGCAAGUGUCUAGAUAAACACUGUAAACUCCGUCACAUGGAACUAAGGAAAAAUCGUAAGCAAAUUCCCUGUUACUGGGAGAACCAGCCAGGAGGCUGUCGCAAGAAACACUGCCCAUUUAUGCACAAGAACCCAGAUGCUCGCACUGAUGGCAUAGCUCCAAGCCAGCCAGCACCUGUUGCUACCAGCCCAGCCACCAGCAGCAUACCAGAAGCGAGUGCAGAGCAGGCCCUCACUGGUGUGCCAACACCCAAUGUGCCUCCUCCAGCUGCCGUACCUUUGUUGUGGCAGCAGCAACGCCAAGUGGUGCUCGACUCGGCGAUCCUGGGCGUGCUGCCCGCGUCCAGCGAGCUGCUGGCCGGGCGGCGCGUGGUGGCGCACGCGCACGCGCACGCACACACGCACGCACAUGCGCACCCGCACGCGCACGCGCACGCGCACGAGCCGUACGCGCCGCACGCGCCGCUGCCCGUCGAUCCACUCGUCGUCAACUUCGAGGAAGAGUCGGACAACGAGAGCGCACCUUCCUCCACCCCCACUAAGGGCGAAUUCCCCGACGACCCCGCCCGCAUCGCGCGCUCCAAGUCCCAGGAACUGCUGCUGCUGGAGAAGAUACAGGCCGAAGCUGCCGCCUUCUACAACUACGACGCCCUUCCUCCGGCCGAGCCGCCCAAAGAACGCAAAAUUGUCCGCACCAACCUCACCAACAAAUACGAUAAACUCACUCUAGACGAGAUCGCAGGUAAGAAGCCGGCCGGGGAGCGGAGGAACUCGUUGGACUUCAAAGUUCUGUCUCUAGACGAAAUUAGGGCUAGGAAGAAAGUCUCCGAAACCGUUAUACACACGACGCCAAUUACGCUAAAUUUAAGCAGGAAGAGAAAAUUGUCAACGCACGAGACUAUAACGACGUCGGGCAAUAAAAUAAUAAAAGUAGUUAGGAGCAAUUCUAUUGUUUAUAAGAAGGUAGACAAGAAUGCGCCCGCGCAACCGUGUCAAGCUAAAUCGGAUAAUAAGAAGAUGGAUGAUGUUAACAGUAGGAAGAGAACGUUAUCGGAACAGAGUGAUGUCUAUGAGAUGCAAGAGGACGAGUUGGUCGAUAAUUGUUAUGAGUUUAAAAGGAUCAAAAUCGGAGAACACACGUCCAAGCCCCGUCUCAUUAGAAGUCGCAGCACAAAUAAAUCAAUCAGCGAAAGUAAAGACGAUGACUAUUGUAAAACAGAUCAAGACUCGGACACAGAUGUACAAUUCGUUAGCAUGGAGCUAACUGAUAAAUGUUUUGAUGAUAAAAACUCCGACAGUGAUAUAAUAGACGUGGAAUCUACUAGGAUGGGAGAACCGGUCGACGUGGUGGAUCUAUGUGAUGAACAGGAAGACAGUGAGAUAACGAUCGCUGAUUUGGACCUAGAUUUAGUUAAGAAUGUUCCAGACGUUGUAGCCAGUUGUCAUAAGAAUUUAAGCAAAACUGACGAUGAUAAGGAUAUCUUAAACGAUAUAGAUGCUAUACUCAAUGAUGAUUUAUGAUGGUAGAUUAAUUGUAGGACUUGACUCAAUAUAGGUUUUAAAGAGUGACUUGUACUAGUUCAAACUGUAAAUUAUUUCAAUUAUCAGCGCCUUAUAAUAUAUUUGAAGCAAUUUGGUAAUAUUUAUUUUACCAAAAAACAGGUUGUUAGUGAAAUUACGUAACUACAUUACGUAGAAAAUAUUUUAGUGUUUCUAAAAUUGUAUUAAAUAUUUUGUUGUUAUUAUUGUUGAAUGGAAGACAUCUUUCGAAACUGAACGAUAUUCAUUUAAGAGAUUUCAUGAUUAGUAUUUAUUAUUAUGUUUCGAAUAUAAGCACAUUUAUUACGUAGGUAGAGUAAUUAGUUUCAAAAAAUGUACUUGUCUUUUCAAUACUUCGAGAGCUUUUUUCCGAGUGAUUUUUGACAACUUGUAUAACUCGAACAUUUUGAUCUCAUUUCUGCGCUCUCGUGCUCCAUAGAAGUUAUAUUUUUCUACUUUCUCCAUAAUUUGGUAAAACUUUUUUUUUGUAUAAUUUCAUAGAAAAUGUAUAUGGUGGUACAUUUUUAGCUAUGGAAGAGGCAGAUCAGUGCAAAGAUCCCCGACCAAGCAGAUGGCCACACUGGUGGUCUGAAGAACUGACAAUACUACGUAAAGCAUAUAUAAGAGCUAGGCGAACAUACACAAGGCUGCGUAGACGCAGGCGUCGUGAUGAAGAACUGGAGAAUCAGAGAUAUGCGCAAUAUCGCGCCGCAGUAACUGCGUAUAAAAUAGCUAAAGAAAAGGCGAAAGAAGAAAAGGAUUUCGUUUUAGAAAACAAUGGGGGCCAUAUUAUUAAAAUUUGUUAAUACUUCGUACGGAAUAAAUCUGUCUCUUCCAUAUUUAAAAAUACCAAAUGUGUCUUACGAAGUUAACAAAGUUGUAUGUUAUGUAAUUUAUUUGUUUCUGUUAUGUAUUUAUGUUAUCUGAAAGUGUGUAUUUUCCUAAUGAGUAAUUACUUUUCAAAAAAUAAAACUUUGAAA
Molecule: messenger RNA, 2834 nt
Organism: Zerene cesonia (dogface butterfly)
Lineage: Eukaryota; Metazoa; Arthropoda; Insecta; Lepidoptera; Pieridae
Exons: 7
Coding region: 184-1836 (550 amino acids)
Molecular function (GO): metal ion binding
Source: RefSeq, a predicted model, not a curated record